ACGUCACUUUUCGGUGUGAUUUAGAACUGACAGUACAACACUAUAUUUUUUUAAAAUGCACCACAAAAUAGCGGCUAUACGUUUAGCAAUAGUAUUAGUAUUAUGCGUAGCGUUAGCGUAUAGCGAAUCAAAUGAACAAGUGCCGGUACCGAAGUUUUCACAGAAUGUCGCCACGUUGAAGGUGUUAUAUUGUUAUUCUUGUGGAUAUCGCAAAGCUUUUGAUGAAUAUGCCUCAAUAAUCCAACAAAAAUACCCGGAUAUAAUAAUCGAUGGAAGAAACUAUGAUCCACCUGGAUUAAACAUGUUUUUAGCAAGAUUAUUGGGUGUCUUAAAGUUAAUGGUAAUCGUUUGUAUUCUUGGUGGUGUAAACAUUUUUAAUUACAUCAAUCAGGUUCAACCUUCAUGGUGGGAAUGGUGCAUUCAAAAUAAAAUGUACUCAGUUCUCAUGUUGUUCUUUUUGUCAAAUAUAAUUGAGUCCCAAUUGAUUCAAUCAGGCGCUUUUGAAAUAUCGUUAAACGAUGUUCCGGUGUGGUCGAAAUUGGAAACAGGAAGAAUUCCACAGCCCGCGGAAUUGUUUCAAAUUAUCGACAGUCAAAUGCAGUUUACGGCGGAUUUAAAUAGCGGUUUUGCGAAGUAAAAUCGUGAAAAUAAAGAAAUAUUUGUAGAGGGUUAGUCAAAAAGACAAAAUAUGAGAUAUAUUGAAUAAAAGUAAUAAUACAAGAGAAUUUUGGAAUAAUGAAGAGUUUAACGUUUGGUCUUAUCACGUCAUCUCAUUUCAUACGUACUGUAAUAAAAAAAAUUCAUUCCUUAGUUUUUGGACAGAUUUGUAGUUGUUAUAUUUUUUAUGAAUAAAUGAUAUCUACUGUGAUCUAUAA
Messenger RNA from Onthophagus taurus, 875 nucleotides. RefSeq names its product Selenoprotein T (gene SelT). Gene Ontology annotation, cellular component: endoplasmic reticulum membrane. Gene Ontology annotation, molecular function: thioredoxin-disulfide reductase (NADPH) activity. The record is from RefSeq and is a predicted model, not a curated record. NCBI's taxonomy places the organism in Eukaryota, Metazoa, Arthropoda, Insecta, Coleoptera, Scarabaeidae. Gene Ontology annotation, biological process: cell redox homeostasis.